AUGUGUGUUGACUAUACCGAUCUUAACCGGGCAUGCCCCAAGGACUGCUACCUGCUCCCCAGGGUGGAUCAAUUGGUCGACGCCACUGCAGGCCAUGAUCUCCUUACAUUUAUGAACGCAUUAUUCGGCUGCAACCAAAUCCAAAUGGUGACUCAGGAUCAAGAGGACACAGCCUUCGUCACCCAUAUAGGAGCAUAUUGUUACAAAGUAAUGCCCUUUGACCUGAAAAAUGUUGGCGUGACCUACCAAAGGAUGGUCAACAAACUUUUUAAACACCAGCUCGGGAGGAAUAUGGAAGUAUACGUAGAUGACAUGAUUGUAAAGAGCAAGGUUGCAACUACACACCUAACCGACCUGGCGGAGACAUUCCAGAUGCUCCAGUGA
Musa acuminata subsp. malaccensis (wild Malaysian banana) is the source of this 384-nucleotide messenger RNA. NCBI's taxonomy places the organism in Eukaryota, Viridiplantae, Streptophyta, Magnoliopsida, Zingiberales, Musaceae. The record is from RefSeq and is a predicted model, not a curated record.